AUGAACGAAUCCGCCACUAGUUUAACUCCAUCAGCUGGGUACAAAAAUAUGUACAAAAAGCUACCAUCCGAAUCAGAGGGAAAAAAUAAUUUUAAAGUCUGCAGUGGCAUUCUCUUCUUGAUCAUCGGUCUUCCUUCUAUCUACUACAUAUUUAUCAACCCGAUGCCGGAAUAUGAAAUUUGUGCCGUGAAUGGGCAAGAGUUGAAUGUCACCGAAUUCGGAAUCAUUCUCAAAGACGCGCACAAUCAUGUUCAUAGAAGUAACCAAUUUACAUCGAAUAUGACGCUCGAAUGUUCUGUAAAAAUUCUUGUUCCGCCAGAGUUUCUUGAAGACAGUCGCUAUCAAAUAACGAUGCAAUUUCUCAAGUUCGAAGUUGAUGCUUACAAUACAACUGCGUGUAGAAGCUAUCUUGAGAUAGAAGACAAAUUCUACUGUGGAACGAUAACUGGAGAUAGUGGAGUCUUUCGCGAUGCAGGCUUUGAACAGUACGAAAAAUAUGACACGGAAAUGACGAGUCUCAAUUUUCGGUGGUUUAACAAGGGUCAAUGGGAUGACCGCGAGUUUCAAAUAGUUCUCGCUGUCGCAAAAACCUCAAACAACGUCAACUUCUUCUCGAAAAAUUUCAACAAAACGGAAAUGAUAGACGCCAACAACUUAACCCUUUCUACGAAGUUCUUCAUUUAA
Molecule: messenger RNA, 684 nt
Organism: Oikopleura dioica
Lineage: Eukaryota; Metazoa; Chordata; Appendicularia; Copelata; Oikopleuridae
Source: the annotation of a GenBank genome assembly